Messenger RNA from Brenthis ino (lesser marbled fritillary), 1617 nucleotides. NCBI's taxonomy places the organism in Eukaryota, Metazoa, Arthropoda, Insecta, Lepidoptera, Nymphalidae. The record is from the annotation of a GenBank genome assembly.
AUGCCAACUUCGACCACCGGUAUGGCCCGGGUUUGUAGAAAAUGCAACCCGCUGCGCAGGCGUUGCACUCUGUACGUUAUAGUGAUUGCGACCGCGGCAUUGGUUGCGUUCCUGAUAUCCUCCUUAACUGUUUCUCGCUACCCGAAGGACAGCCUGAUGCAAGAAGCAAUUUCAAACAUUCAAGAUCGAAUGGAUUUUUUGGAAAGCCUUUACUUGGUCCGUCAUGAGGAUAUUAUAGAUUUACAAGAUAGUGCAGAUGUGAACAGAACCAACUCGCACGGCACCUUACUACUUAGGACGAAUAAAAAGAAUUCUAUUUUGAAACCUGAAAUUAUUGCGAUGUUAAGGAAUAUAAGUGGCAUGCGAGCCGCCAUGGGAGUGCACACGAGUACGUCGGCAGUAAUGCAAACAUCUUUUAUCUAUAAACUACUUUCUCAUCUGAUGAAUGACGCUGCUGCCUUACGUCCAGCUUACCACAUGACGGCUGGACGUAAGCUUGCUGAUGUUGUGAUCGGCAUACCUACUGUAAAAAGAGAUAAGGAGAGUUACCUCAUGGUUACUUUAACGCAUUUAAUCCACGGUUUGACAGCAAAAGAUAUCAACAACACGCUUAUAGUUGUGUAUGUGGGCGAAACUGACUUGGAAUACGUUCUAGAUAUAGCGAGGCAAAUUGAAAUUAUGUUUCCUCACCAUGUAGAGAGUGGUUUAAUUGAAGUAAUUUCUCCGUCACCGUCUUACUACCCCGAUCUAGAGAAGAUACCCGAAACGCUGGGUGACUCUCACAAGCGCGUUAAGUGGCGGACUAAGCAAAAUCUUGACACUAUAUACCUAAUGGCAUAUGCGCAGUCUAAGGGAACCUUUUAUUUGAUGCUUGAAGAUGAUGUUAUUGCGAAAAACAACUAUAUGCAGGAAAUAAAGCAUUUUACGGCAACCUCAUCCAUUUCUACGCCAAAUUGCUUUUUUAUUCUAAUAUGCCUAUUGAUUGGCUUAUGGAGAGUUAUCUGGCGGAUCGCGUGUGCGCAAUUGAUAAGGGAUCUAACGCUUGGAAAGAUACAAAAAGUUAAGGAUCCACAAUUCAACUUGCAGCCUAUAUAUUAUCCACAUAAUAAUCCUCCAAUGAAAUACAUACGCACAAGUAUUAAAGAACAUUCAGAGCACACUUUGAAGAAAGCGUACGAAGGACAAACUUUUUUUUGGGGUGUGAAGCCAAAGGAGUGCGAUACAAUUGAAUUUUGGUUUGCCAAGCCCACAGUCGUUACAAGUUACACUUUUCGAAGCGGUAAUGUAAAGCAUACAUCGUAUAAGUUUUACGAUACUGCAGUCGAAGUGUAUCCAGAACGUGCAAGAAAUUUUACUACUGUGGAUUAUUUUGAUGAGUUCGGCUUAGCUGAUGGGAAGUUGAAACACAGCAUUGGACCACUUCUAGCAAUGCGCUUACGUGUUAAUAAGAACAGCUUUUUCGAGGUUAUUCUGAGCGAAAUCGAUAUAAGGACGGAUGAAAAAGGAAGCAUAACCUCUCAGGCGUUGCCUAAUUCACCCGUGAAGAAAUUUAGGCAACAGGAUCGUCCACAUCGCAAACCAUUUAGGAAGUUAAGAGUCCUCGGACAAAUUAGUGUU